AUGUCGCUGGCACCAUCUUACUCGUCCGAAACCAACUCCCAGCCAUUGUUUACACCGGAAUAUUGUCAGUCACCAGUCGAUGGUUACUUCAUUCAUGCUGCGCCCCGAAUAUCGAAUAGCAAUGAGGAUAAUAAAAUGAAAAAGUAUGAUGAUGAUGAUUUCGUUAGAGUGGAAGACGAUUAUCAAGUGUCUGUCGAUAAAGAUUACGAGAUACGAACUGAAUUCCAAAAGAAAUGUUACGAUUUCUUUGAAAGACCCAGAAGUCGAAUUGCUCGAACAUUUUUCUGUUUAUCCGCAGCAUGUAUUCUUAUCACUGUGGUUAUGAUUUGCGUUGAUUCAUUACCCAAAUAUGCCCUUCUUGAUUGGGCUCACUAUCACCAAUUGUGGUUACCUCUUGAUACGCUUGUUAUCGUGAUAUUCACAGGAGAAUAUAUUGGCCGAUUCUUGGCUGCAGUAAAUAAACUGAAAUUUGUCAUCAGACCAAUGAAUUUGAUUGAUCUACUCUCAAUCCUUCCAUUCUAUAUUCAACUAAUUAUGCCAGGAGGACCAGAAGCCGCGUUUCGAUUUGUAAGAAUUUUACGACUUUUCAGAGUAUUACAUCUGUUUGACUUUGCCAAACGUUCUGUCGGAUUCAAGGUUACUACAAGAGUGAUCAAACGCUCGCUUAUCCAAAUCUUUAUGGUGUCAUUCUGGUUUUUCAUCGUCCUUCUCCUUUCGUCUAGUUUAAUGUACUUUUUGGAAAGAGGACAAUUUGAUGAGGAAAACGAAGUUUGGCUCAGAGUGAAUCCAAAUGGUCAACUAGAAAUAAGCCCGUUUCAGUCAAUUAUACACGCGUUCUACUGGUCUAUUGUCACACUGACAACAACUGGUUAUGGUGAUGUAACUCCGUACACCGGAUGGGGCAAAGUUUUGGCGUCAGUUACAAUGAUAUGCGGGAUAUUAGUUAUUGCAAUGCCAACCUCCAUCAUCGGGUCAAACUUUGUUGCCGAAUGGACGUUACAUCAACGCGCUCGAUAUUUGGCUAAAGUAAGAAAGACUCGCCAUCAAGCAGAACAUCCAAAAACUGCAAUUUCAUGGCAGAACAAAUUCCUUCGAAAACAAAACCGGGAAUUGCUAGAAGCAAUCACAGAAGUACAAGAAAAACUAGCGGACGUAAAUCCACCUCAAUAUUAUCAACGAUACAAGAGACUCCGCAUACAAUAUGAGGCCGCACUAAAGAAAAUAGACCAAUUAGAAGCAUCGUUAGAAAAAAGCAAGAGUUGUACUUGCUGUCACGAAUGUUGUAACAAUCGAUCCGGUACCGAUAAUAGCGAAAAGAAGUUUGGUGAUCUGCAGAGAAGCUGGUUGUCAAUUCAGGGAUUGCGCAAUAUAUCUCGUAGGUCAUUCACGUUGCCAAACGAUACAGACAUUGAUCAAAAAGUGAGUGAGAAAACGAUUACUGACGAAACGAUGAGGGACGACCCGCACGAAUCGAAAGGCAAGGCGAAUGCUGCUGAUGCUAACAAGCUUAAUAUAUUCAAACACGUUGGCCGAUCGCUGUCUCUCGGUCAUUCUGAUAAUUGGACAUCGUCAGCGCACGGAAUGGCCAAGAAUCUCGUCAGCUCUCCAUUCAAUCCACGUCCGGCUAAACCUCUAAUUGUCUCUGACGCGAAUGAUAACGAUAAUGAAACGUCAAACAUGACCGUUCAGUCUCUACCAAACGAAGUGCGCAUCGAAAAUGAGGAAUAUUCUAAAUACAAUGAUCCGAACAGGUCGACCGUAGGCAAGAAGGGAUUAAUGGAUCUUUUUAAAAAAAGGAAAAACAGCGAGAUUCCUUCUAAAGGGGGAGGCGUGAAUGCGACCUCCUCGGAAGCGGUCAUCAUAGACGUUGAUACGAACAGAACGCAAACGGAAGGCGGGAAUGUCGAUAGAAAUGACGACAAAAGGGAGAACAUUAUCGAGGGACAGUCCGUUGUCAGUUAUAAAGAGACUAUGUCUGAGAAGGAUAAAUUUACUAGUUACGAUACGAAUACCAAUGACAAUGCAGGAAUCAAAAUUGUUAUAGAGUGUCCACAAGAUGAAAGCGAUAAUGAUAAAGAUGAUCAGAAUAUCAAUAAGGAAGAACAGAUGCCCCAUCAAACGAACUAA
This is a messenger RNA of Paraglomus occultum, 2127 nucleotides long. The record is from the annotation of a GenBank genome assembly. NCBI's taxonomy places the organism in Eukaryota, Fungi, Glomeromycota, Glomeromycetes, Paraglomerales, Paraglomeraceae.